Spizellomyces punctatus DAOM BR117 is the source of this 1290-nucleotide messenger RNA. RefSeq names its product DNA-binding protein, 42 kDa. The coding region runs from base 43 to 1194 and encodes 383 amino acids. The record is from RefSeq and is a predicted model, not a curated record. Lineage: Eukaryota; Fungi; Chytridiomycota; Chytridiomycetes; Spizellomycetales; Spizellomycetaceae. The transcript is spliced from 4 exons.
GACUUUGAGACUUGGUCAUUUGGCAUUGUGCAAAUUUCAACAAUGUCGCUUAUGGAGGUUGACUCGCGCUUGGACAAGGAUAACAACCUGAGUGACCCAAAUGUCGUCACAAAAUACCGGACAGCCGCAGAUAUUGCCAAUAGUGUCAUGCGACAAGUAGUAGUUGCAUGUCAGGCGGGAAGGCGAGUAGUUGACUUGUGUCGUCUGGGCGAUUCAUUAAUCUCUGAAGCAACUGGCAAGAUAUUUAAAAAGGGGAACUUGGAGCGUGGUAUUGCAUACCCAACUUGCGUGUGUUUAAACGAGGUAGUCCAAAAUUUUUCUGCUCUGGAGGAUGAUGGAACAGUUUUGAAGGAUGGUGAUGUCGUCAAAAUCAAUCUGGGUGUUCACAUUGAUGGGUAUAUCUCGUCGCUCGCACACACGACCGUUAUCAAUCCUACUCCCCAACAACCUGUCACAGGGCGAUCAGCCGACGUGGUGUGCGCUGCAUACUACGCUGCCCAAGUCGCCCUCCGUCUUCUUCGCCCCGGUACCACCAGCUCAGACAUUACAACAGCCAUCUCCCGCGUCGCUUCCGCAUUUAACUGCUCGCCAGUAGCAGGAACGUCCUCUCACCAAAUCAAAAGGUUCAUUCUCGAAGCCGGACAAGAGAUCCCAAAUGCAAUUGAUGACGAGACUCAGGCGGAAGAGUUUGAAAUCACCGAGGGCGAAGCCUAUACCAUCGACGUUGUCCUCUCUACUAGCGCCGGAUCGUACCGUGAGCCGGAUCCGCGCCCUCUUGUCCUCCAACGGGACGUCAACACCACUUAUGCUCUUAAACUUAAGUCCUCCCGAGCAGCCUACAGCGAAUCGGCUAAACGAUACGGCGUGUUUCCUUUUGCCACUCGCGAAUUGUUUGGCGUGGAUCCUAAAUUCAGACUGGGCGUACAGGAAUGCGUUGCUCACGGCGUAUUGAGACCUAGGCUAGUGGGUGUUGUGGGGGGAAGUGAAAGAGUAGCCAGAUUUGCCUUUACCGUUUUGGUCAUGAGUUCUGGGCCCUUGACUAUUACGGCUGGAGAUUUGCCCAUGCCGUAUGUACACUCUGAUUUUUCAGUGGACACUGCUGGGUAUAAGGAUGUAUUGGAAGGCAAGGCGAGAACAGUCAAGACCAAGGCGUUGGCUAUAACAGAGCCGGGGCCUCAAGCGAUGGAUAUGUAGAUUACACACCCUUGCAUUUGUUUUCCGUACACUUGUAUAUAGAAAUCUUGUCACUAAUAUAGAAGGGUCUCCAUGUUGGUUUUUGAAACAGCAACA